Molecule: messenger RNA, 1259 nt
Organism: Trichomycterus rosablanca
Lineage: Eukaryota; Metazoa; Chordata; Actinopteri; Siluriformes; Trichomycteridae
Gene: ngdn
Product: neuroguidin, EIF4E binding protein
Exons: 12
Coding region: 116-1168 (350 amino acids)
Biological process (GO): maturation of SSU-rRNA from tricistronic rRNA transcript (SSU-rRNA, 5.8S rRNA, LSU-rRNA)
Cellular component (GO): small-subunit processome; nucleolus
Source: RefSeq, a predicted model, not a curated record
AGCUGCGCAGAAAAAAUGUCCCGCCCCCUUUCCAACGGUUCCCUAUGAGAGUGUCGCCACUCUGUUCUCUCUACCGCUCUGGUCCGAGGGUGGGACAGUGGCUCGGAGGGUAGCGAUGCAAGGCAAGAAGCUCCCGGGUUCAACCCCCAGGCGAGGCGGUCCAGGUCCUUUCGCUGUGAAGUUUGCAUGUUCUCCCGAUGUAGCUGUAGGUUUCCCGACAGUUCAAAAAAAUUCAAGUCAGGACGUGAUGGAGAAUGAUCUGCCUCAAACUGUCCGACUCCUCAGUUCUCUAACUGAACAGGUUGUAUCAGUAACCGGCCACAUUAGAGACCUGAUGAAGAAAGUGGAGCAGAAAACGUUUCUCACUUCAAAGGGUUUGUCGUUGCUGGACCUGCGGUAUCACCUGCUCCUGUUUUACCUGCAGGACCUCACACACGUGAUCAGCCUCAAAGCAGAAGGACAGAGUCUGCAGGACCACGGCGCCAUCCACAGGCUGGUUACUGUCAGGACCGUGCUGGAGAAGAUGCGUCCUCUCGAUCAGAAGCUGAAAUAUCAGAUCGAUAAACUGGUGAAAACUGCAGUAACUGGCAACCUGGCUGAGAACGAUCCGUUACACCUCCGUCCAAAUCCUGAGAACCUCGUCAGCAAGCUCGAUCAGGAAUGGGACGAGGACGAGGGUGGGGCUGGAAAAGAGGAUUUCGAGAGGAAGUGGCCUCCCACAGCCAGGAAAUACAUCCCACCCAAAAUUGCCCCAAUGCAUUAUGACGGAGAUCUGACUGAGUCGGACAGGCAGAAGGAGCUGCAGGAUAAACAGAGGAAAGCGGCGUUACGCAGUUCAGUCAUUCAGGAGCUCCGGCAGCAGUACAGCGACGCGCCGGAGGAGAUCAGAGAUCGGCAGGAUUUCCAGACUGACCGAGAUAUCAGAGAGGAGCAGCACAGGAGAAACUACGAGGAGUCCAUGAUGGUGCGUCUGAGCACGAGUCGAGACCAGAGAGCCAAGAAGAGACGCAUGAUGGGAAUAUCACAGCUGAACAGCAUCACGCACUUCAGUGACAUCACAGCGCUGACCGGAGGAGAAGCGGCGGAUACGGAAAGUUCCAGACCCAAGAAGAAAAAGAAAAUGCUGAAGAAGAAAAACAAGAAGAAAAUGUUCAAGAAGCGCAAGUAGAAAUUCUACCAUCCAGAUGAGACGAGUCUUCUUUAGUUUUGUUUUUUGUCUUGUCUUUGUUUUCAAAAUAAAAAAAUAUUAUGCAGUUGAA